Messenger RNA from Ustilago hordei, 2271 nucleotides. RefSeq lists its product as uncharacterized. The transcript has a single exon. Gene Ontology annotation, biological process: regulation of DNA-templated transcription. Gene Ontology annotation, cellular component: nucleus. Gene Ontology annotation, molecular function: zinc ion binding; DNA-binding transcription factor activity, RNA polymerase II-specific. The record is from RefSeq and is a predicted model, not a curated record. The coding region runs from base 1 to 2271 and encodes 756 amino acids. Lineage: Eukaryota; Fungi; Basidiomycota; Ustilaginomycetes; Ustilaginales; Ustilaginaceae.
AUGGGCAAGCGAGGUACACCACGAGCGUCUUGCGACCCUUGUCGACGCAAGAAGGUCAAGUGUGACAAGGAGCAGUGCAAUGCUGAGGGCAUCUCGCUUUGUACCUUCUGCUGCGCACGAGGAUACGACUGCAUUAUCACCGAUGACGCCCGCCCAAAUACAGACAAAGCUGAAGAUUCUGUGGCAUCUGCAACGAGCGCCGCAGAUGGCUCUUCUGCGUCAAAGAAGAGAAAGUCAUCAGACGCAAACAGCAAUGGUGCCACACAGGACUCCAACGGCAGCAAGCAUGGGCGUUCUCAGGCAGAUUCUGUAUUCGCAACAGGCAUAAAUGUUGGCUCGAGCCAUGAUCCAUUCGCUGUACCUGACUCUGCAAGCGGCCCAGACAUGCUCAAUGUUCGGGGUCUGACCCGCCAGAUCCUGGACGAUGCGGUGGCAGCACACUUCUGCACAACGUACUGGUGCAAUCCCGCGGUGCACCCUCGUCACUUCUACCCAAGAUAUCGUCGCUACUUCAGCAAGCUGGACGGUGUCGCAGCGUCCUCUACGAAUUAUGACGCUUUUCCUCCGGCCGACAUCCUCAUCCUUGCAGUCGCCUGCGUUGGCGUUGUGCAGCUGACAGAAGACUCGCAGCGCUUCGACCUUCAGACACGCAUCUUUCGUCGUGUCGAGAAGCUGGUCACACAAGCAUGCACCAAAGAUCUCACAGUUGCCUUGGAUGUCCUGGAAGCCAUUUUGCUCACUUUGGAUGUGCCGGCGCGGACGAAGUGCGUUGACGAAGCAACUAGGUCCUCUCUGGAUGCUGGCUUCGUCCAUCCCAUGAGCCAUACCAAGAUGAUCCGCCUUCUGAUCCAUCACGGUCUCAACCGAUCGAAAGACGAUCCUGUUGUCAAAGCACAGAGGCAAAAGUAUCGCAAUCCGGAACUACAUACCGUCUGCGAGGUCAAUGAUGAACGCAUGCCUGUAAUCCUUGCUGUCGCAGCGGUCAAUGACAUCAUUCGCAGCUUCGACAUGUUUGAUCGACAUCAGCUACUGCAGGAGGACAUUGAUCCGGAUGCCAUGAACGCAGAUCUUGGUGGUCCGAUCGGCAAUCAGUGGGCAUGGCAGCUGUCCGUGAUGGCGUCAGUGCUACGAAGCAAUAACCUCACCUUCUGCGCAGCCAGGUCUCGGCGUCUUGGCAUUCCGCCAUCUGCGAUUCUCGAAGUGCUGGACCAGUUGGAACGCUUCGAACGACAAAUACCAGAAGCUUUGCACUGGAACACAGCUGCUCCCGAAACCAACACGUCAAACAUACGCCAGCUCAUUCAUCAUGACAACUCUAGCGAAGACAUUAUUUCGGUGCUGGUGCGCAAAGGCUUCCUCAACUUGCUGCUCUGGAGUCAGUACCGAUGCAUUCACACUUUGGUGCAAGCAAACGGGUUGCAACGACCCGCACCAGGCACCCGUCUGGAUGGCAGUGUAUACUUGCGAGCUCGUCAACGAGUCGACUCUCUGCUGCUGACUGCGGUGGAUCGUAUGUCAGAGAUCUGUCCGCAGUUGGCCUCCAUCACAGUACCAAAGCAAGGAUCGAGUUCGGAGCCGCCUUCGUUUGCGUCAGUCAACCUGCUCGAUUUCAGCUCGAUCGCGUUCCGUAGCUCGACCAAAGGCGGCGCCUACUACACUCUGGAGAUGGCCAAGUUGACCUUCAAGGCUGGGUUGCACCAGCUCACCGCCGAUCUUCUCUCGAAAGCUGGCAAAAAGAUCUAUGCUUUCAGAACGUACCAGUGCCACCCAGACACACAAGCUGAAGCGACGAGGAUGCGCAACGUCCUGCUCAGCUUGUAUUCCGAGUUCGAGAUGAUCCCAGGUCUGGGUGCAACCAACGAAAGCAAGCUCAACGAAGAAAGGGAAAGGUUCUCGAGUGUGUUCGAGCCCGCAGCUGCGUAUCAAAAUGCUGAUGCUAAUGCAGCGCUGCUGUCGGGUGUUGGGGAGAUGCAGUGGAACACGGCUGGACCUACGGUUCCGAUGGGUACGAUUGCACCUUGGAGCACACCGGGUGCGGAUGGUAUGUCGGACUUUAGUGGAUCGAUGACCGACUUCUUGGCAGGGCUGCCAUUUGUGAAUGCCGGAAGUGGUCCACUGUCAACAAGUCCACAUCCUGCUUCGUAUGCGCCAAAGACACCGGCUUCGACGGCAGGUGCAGGAGCCAGUCCGUUUGAUUUGAAUGCGUUUUUGGAUACGCAGAUCGAGCCGAACAGUAUUCCGAAUGCCCGACCGGCGCCUUCCAGCUUCUAA